Messenger RNA from Paramecium pentaurelia, 526 nucleotides. The record is from the annotation of a GenBank genome assembly. NCBI's taxonomy places the organism in Eukaryota, Ciliophora, Oligohymenophorea, Peniculida, Parameciidae.
CAAUGUAAAAUAAUCAACAUGUGUAACUUCAAUAAGAAAUGACACCCACUCCAAGUGAGGGAUCAAUAUCUUAAGUGGUUUAUCCAUCAAUACAGAAUUAAUAAAUCUAAAUAGGACAACCAAUAUAAUAAUAAAUACCAGUUUAAUAAAUUAUACAUCAAGUUCCUUAUUAAUAAUCUCCUUAUUCUUAAAAUGAAUAACCAAUUUAUAAUCCAUAAUAACCAAUUCAAUUAAGUAAGAUAAAUUAUCAUAAUAGUUUAACCUAUAUAUUCUAAAUACCCAAGCAUAAUAACAUGUGUUUAUUGUUAAAGAUAAGUACAAACUGUUGUAAAUUAUGAACCAGGCACUGGAACUUACGUAGUUGGAGGGAUAUUGGCAGCUGUUGGAUUAUGGUUAGGGUAUGUAUAAUUUUAAAUUUAAAGUUGCUGUUUAAUACCAUGUUUCAUCUAGGAUUGUAAAGAUGCUGUUCACUUUUGUCCUUCUUGUCAAGCCAAUGUAGGAAAGAAGAGAUUUAUUUUUGAUUGAU